UAUUUUCAUCCGCAGGUUUUUACCGGAGGUAUUUCUAACCAGUUGUACGGUUACUAUCAGGAGGGUAAAUUUAAGGAAGAUGUAAUUCUGGUGAGGAUUUAUGGUCAAGGAACAGAGCUUAUGAUAGACAGAGAUGUUGAAAAACAAAAUAUACAGCUUCUAAGUGCAGCCGGAAGAAGCCCACCUCUUUAUGCUUCAUUUGACAAUGGCAUAGCAUAUGGUUUUAUUCAGGGUUGUACCCUUGAUGAGAAAACUAUACGUGAUGAAAAGAUCAGGAAGUAA
Messenger RNA from Ruditapes philippinarum (Manila clam), 282 nucleotides. RefSeq names its product ethanolamine kinase 1-like. Gene Ontology annotation, cellular component: cytoplasm. The transcript is spliced from 2 exons. Gene Ontology annotation, biological process: phosphatidylethanolamine biosynthetic process. Lineage: Eukaryota; Metazoa; Mollusca; Bivalvia; Venerida; Veneridae. The annotation marks the transcript as partial. Gene Ontology annotation, molecular function: ethanolamine kinase activity. The record is from RefSeq and is a predicted model, not a curated record.